Molecule: messenger RNA, 918 nt
Organism: Ananas comosus (pineapple)
Lineage: Eukaryota; Viridiplantae; Streptophyta; Magnoliopsida; Poales; Bromeliaceae
Product: chlorophyllase-1-like
Exons: 2
Coding region: 1-918 (305 amino acids)
Biological process (GO): chlorophyll catabolic process
Molecular function (GO): chlorophyllase activity
Source: RefSeq, a predicted model, not a curated record
AUGGCUUCGGUGUUCGAGAUCGGAAAGUUCGGUGCCCAGGUGAUCAGCGUGCCGGCGGAGAAGAAGCGCGACAAGGCGUCGUCGCCGCCUCUGCCUCCGAAGCCUGUUUUGAUCGUCUCGCCGACCGUCGCGGGUGUUUACCCGGUCGCAGUCUUCCUGCACGGCUUCAUGCUUCAAAACCAAUACUACACGCAGAUUCUGAAGCACAUCGCGUCUCACGGCUUCAUUGUUGUCGCACCGCAGCUCUACACCUUCAUCAGCACACAGUCGACGGAGGACGUGGAAUACGCUGUUUCCGUCGCCAACUGGCUGCCCGACGGGCUCCAACCUCAGCUCCCCGAUGGUGUCGAGCACGAUCUUACGAAGCUCACCCUAGCCGGACACAGCAGGGGCGGGCAUGCCGCCUUCGCCGUCGCCCUCGGCCUUGCAAAAACCCCCCUCAAAGUGAAAUUCUCAACCCUAAUCGGAGUCGACCCCGUCGCGGGAAAGAGCAAAUCGUCGCAGACGCCCCCGAAGAUCCUCACGUACGAGCCGUCCUCCUUCAACCUCGACAUCCCAGUCCUAGUCCUCGGGACCGGACUCGGAGACGAGAAGCCGAACAUGCUGAUGUGCAAGUGUGCACCGAAAGGAGUCAACCACGAAGAGUUCUAUUACGAAUGUAAGCCGCCGUGCUAUCAUGUUGUUUUGAAGGACUACGGGCAUUUGGACAUGUUGGAUGACGAUGCCCCAAAGAUUGCAAGGUACGUUUGUAAGAAUGGGAAGAAUAGCAAGGACGACAUGCGGCGGAGCACCGCAGGGCUCAUCGUCGCGUUCUUGGAGGCCUACGUCGAAGAUGAGAAAGACGACCUCGAAGCAAUACUGGAGGAUCCUCAGCUGGCGCCGGCCGUGCUCGACCCGGUCCGUCGCCGUGAAGAAUGA